Molecule: messenger RNA, 5005 nt
Organism: Condylostylus longicornis
Lineage: Eukaryota; Metazoa; Arthropoda; Insecta; Diptera; Dolichopodidae
Product: anaphase-promoting complex subunit cdh1-like
Exons: 4
Coding region: 3116-3532 (138 amino acids)
Source: RefSeq, a predicted model, not a curated record
UAAAAUUUCAUCUACAUAUAUAAAUUGUAUUUAUGUAUUUACAAUAACAAAAAAAAGAGAAUAAAUUAAUAAUAUUUAAUUAUUAAAAAAAAAAGAAAUUCAAUAAAUAAAAUUAAAAUAUCAAUAAAACCAACCACCCCUUACAUAUCCUUUAUAAUAUAUUUACCGUAAUAUGCUACAUAUAUACAAAUAUAUUGUAGUUACAGUCAUUUCAAUAAUAUUUUAAAUUUAUAAUAUUCAAAAAAUAAUAAAUAAAAAUUAAUUAACAAAGAGAAAACCUUAUUUAUUUAAUUAUAAAUAAAAAAGAACUUAAAUAUCCUUAAGUAUACGUACAUUAGCAAAUAUAUAUAAGUAUAUAUACACGUAUAUACAUACGUUAAAUAAAUUUUUUAAAAAACAAUAAUAAAAGAAAAAUAAUGUUCCUUUAAGCUUUUUUAAUAAUAAAGCAAAGAAAAAAAGAAAAUAAAUUAAAAUAAGUUGAAUUAAAAAAAAAAUACACAGAGAAAAAAAUUAACAAAAAAAAAACCAAUAACAUUUUAUAAGAUUAUUUUAUUCUGUUCCGUGUUUUUUUAAAAGCCAACGUCAUACACAAAAAAAAAAGGAUAAAAACUAUAAAUGUAAGAAAGAAAAAACAAAAAGAGGAAGAAACAAAUCAUUAUUACUUAUAAAAAGCGACACAUGAAAACUGUUAUAUAUACAGUUGUGGUAUAUAACGGAAUUUCCUGCAUAUACUCACAUAAAUAGUUCAAGUUACGUUCUUUAACGGUUAUGCCGUAAAAUAUAAAAAGCAAACAUACAAUUACGAUACAAAACGCAAAAGGAUAUCUUGAUAUACUUAUAUAUUUUUUUUCUGUUCUUUGCUGUUGAUUGCUGGUUUUCUUGUUUUUGUUUUUUUUUUUUUACCUACCGCGCACAUAUUUUAAUUUUCAAACAUUUUUUUUUUUUUGUACCAUAUUACACAAUACUUACAUUUUGUUAGUAAAUGUGUGCAAUCUCAAUAUAAAUAAUAUGUGAGAGAAAAUAAGUCUCUAAGGAUAAAAAACGCGGCGAUCAAUUUUCCUAUUAUUAUUAUUUACAGUUAUAAAUUGUUAUAAUAAUAAUAAGAGUAAUAAUAACAAUAAAGAAAAUAAUAAGGAUUCUUUAUAUUUUGUGUGAUAAACGUACAAUUUUUAUAUAUAUCCUUGCCCUAUAUAUCAGUACGCUUACUUAUGUGAAUAUAUGAACGCAAUUUUAUUAUUUAUUUAAUUUAAACAUCACUUGAAGGAUUUUUUUUCUUUAUGAUAUUAUUUCGGAUAACGGAAGUAAAAAGAUAUAAACUAUAUACAAGUAUAUAUAUAUAUAUAAAAUAAACAACAGGAUAUUAAAAUAAAUACAACAACACAGAAAAAAGAAAUAAAGACGAAAGGAUAAAGAAUAAAAUAAUAAAAUAUACGUUUGUUGACAUUUUUUGUGUGUGCACAUUUUAUAAACAGAUAUAUAUAUAUACAUAUAUAUACUUAAGUAAUCUGCGGUAUUAUUGCCUUAGUCCUGCACUAAAGGAAUUUUCCAUUGUAACUUGUUUUAAUUUAUUAAAGUAUACAAGCCACAUUUGUAUAUAUAUAAGAAGCUUAUUUUUAACAGAAACAGAAACUUUUUAAUAAAAUAAAAAUUUUGAAUUAGUUGAUUAUUUUCUUUUCAUAUUUAUUUUAAAACAUUGUUAUUAAUGAUAAGAAUUCAGUUCUCAUCACCAUUUACAAUAUAUCGAACUUAUAUAAUUUUAAUAUAUAUACAAAUUGCAAUUUGAAAUGGAAUAGAUGUGCAAUUUUAUCGUUAUAUUCUAAUUACCAUCAUUAUAUUAACAAUUACUUAAUUAAAGAGAGAAAAAAUUUCUCAUAUCUCAAAAAAAAAAUAGAGAGAAAUUUUGCACACAUAUCCAAAGGAGAACAAAUAAAAAAAUGUUACGUGUUAAAAAUUAUUUGGUUUUGUAUAUGUAUGUAAUUGUGUACCUGUUGUCGCAAAUAAUAAUUUGUUUCUCAAUAUUCUCAAAUAUUAUUCCUUAUUUACAAUUGCUUGUUUAAAGGAUAAUUAGAAUCCUUUUGGUGCCUUUUGAACUUUAUUUUUUUUCUUUUACUUUUUUCAUACUUAUUGCCUAUCGUUAUUACCUUUGAAUAUAAUUAAAAAUAAUUUAUAAAAUUAUUGUGUUGCUUACGACGAUGAUGCCGAUUAUUAAGUGUUAAUAAUAUUUUGUGUAUAUCAAAAAAGAAAACACAAAAAUUACAAGGAGAAAAGAAAAGAGGAUAAUUAUCAAUGGAUUUUUAUAAUAUUAAAAGAUAAAAAAAAACGGGUAAAAGGUUAAAUAUAAAAUAAUUAUUUAAAUACAGAGUGUGUGUAAAAAAGUCAAACAAAAGUUAAAAAAAAAAUUUUUUUUUUUAAAAAACGGUGUAAAUUAUUUUCGUAUAUGGGUGGUGGAAUAUCAUUAAAUUCAUCAUCUGCUUCAGCUGCAACAUCAUCAUCAUAUAAUUCAUCAAAUUUUGGAAAUGCUGUUAGUGGUAAUAAUUGGAAUACAACACAACAACAUUCAUCAACAUUCGGUGGUUCAUCGUCAUCAAGUUCAACAACAAAUCAAUUAUUCUCUGGAUUUUUAAUGACUUUUUGCUGCUGAAAGAAAUGCAAAGACGCCGCAAGAAAAUCCUGUGAAUUUCGUUGUUUUGUGUUGUGUUGUUAAUUUUUUUUUUUUUAAUUUUUCAUGAACUUCUCGUAUUUUUCAAAGAAACAUAGAUAAAAAAAGAAAAUUAUAUAAGUAGCUGUUAACCAGGCUCAAGAAAAAAUAAAACAAAAAAAAAAGACUCGGAAAAUAACUGGAUUUGAAUACUUUUGUUUGCAAAAUAAAUAAGAAAAAAGUUACGAUUUCUGGUAGAAAUUGCCGCGAACUAGAAAAUAAAAGAACUGAAAUAAUAGAGAGAAAAAUAUUUUUUUUUGUAUUAUCAAAAGAAUAGAAAAAAAAGCAUAUCUUUAGGCGAUAGCACACAUUUUUUAAAUAAUUAAAAAAAAAAAAAUAAGAAAAAUAGAAGAAAAAGAAAAAAUAAAAAAAAAUAGUUACAAAAUUGUGGAAGUAAUAAUAGUAUUGUGUAAGAAAAUGUUGCGAUCACCCACACAUUUAGUGGGUCAUGGUCCAACAUCAUCUCCACAUCAUAUGGCAACGACCCCAAAUGUUCAUCGAUUAAAUUUUACAACAACAACAAAUAACAAUAAUAAUAACAAUAAUCAUAAUAAUAAUCAUUUAAAUGGUGCUAAUACACCAACAUCACCACAUGUUAAUGGUUUAUUUUCAAAUGGUUCAACAACACCAACAACACCAACAACACCAACAAAUAAUAGUACAACAACAAUAACAACAUUAUUUCAAAAAAAUAAUUCAACAGCAACAUCAUCAUCAUCAACUACAACAACAUCACAAGCAACAACACGUUCAUCAUUAUUUGAUUCAUGUCAUCGUAAAAUACGUUUAAUUGGUGGUGGUCCAGUUGCCUUUCUUGGUGGAUUAGUAGCGUAAGUCUCACGUCUAUUAAAGAUUUUUCAAAAAUAUUGGCUAAAACCGUAAGUUGUUUAAAAUUUUUAAAAUUUUGUUUUUUCUAAAAAUAUCAACUUGAGUUUUUACAAUUGAUUUAUGUUGAAAAAUCAUCUAAUUUUUAUGCAUUAUCAUCAUCAUGUGGCUCUACAGCUCGGGUUGAGCUUUUGUUUGCUUCACAAUUUGUCUCCAUUGGUCUCUAUUUUGUGCCGCUGAUCUUCAGUUCGAGGCAUUAAGAACUCUGGUGUAAUUUUCUAUAUUGUCCACCCAUCUAGUCCUUGGUCGACUAGGUCGAUGGAGGUUGAUCGUAUUGCUAACAGCUAUACAUCGUAAAAAGCUCUCUGUUAUAAACACUUCACAAGUGCCUCGGACAAAUAAUUUUUAUGCAUUACAAUUUUGAAAAUAUUGUCUAUGUUAGAAAGAAAAUUAAAAUAUUUUGUAUGAAGAAAAAUAAAUUGUUCCAAGUGCUUCCAGACAUAAUUAGAGGAAAAUUACAAAAACGUUGUUGAAUGUUAAUUUAAGAUUUCCUAGUAUCUUUUUUUUCUAUCCAUUAUUUUGUAACAUUCACAGUAAAUUUCAAAUAACAAAAUAUGUUUCAACAAUGAAAUGAGGAAAAAGUAAAAUAAAAAAAAAAAAACGGCAAACAAUUUCCAAUUGUCCGAGAUCGAUCAAAACGUUGUUGACGCCAUUCUUCUGAUUUUCUAAUGUAAGUAGGUAUACAAAAUGGAAAUUUAUUCAGAAGAAGAAAAAAAUAAAAAUUAAGAUAAAACAAAUUUUUACUAUCAUGAGAAUAAUUUUACAAUCGAGAUCAUUGUUUUGUAACAAAGCUUCAUUAUGCACCCUCAAGAGUAGAUUCACAAAAUUAUGCGUUGUCUAUGCGAUUAUUUUACAGUAAAAUAUUUCAAACAUUUAGAAAGACUAAAAUUACCAUACGUUAUUGAAUUCCCGCAUCAUUCAGAGUUUAGGUUAACAAUACUUGGUUUUGAGCAUGUUAUAGAGGGCUCACAAUAUGUAAAACCAAGACCACCAGAUCCUGCGCACUGAAAUAUAUUAUGAAUCUACUGUUUUCUAGUAUGCAUUUUUAUUAUUCGUGAUUUCGUUAGGUUCAAAUAUUAAUUUUAAAUCAUUUGUUUACUAAAAUACAUGCAAAUCCCUAUAAUGCAAACUCCAGUAAGUGGAUUGUGUGUAAAAUAAAGUAGUUUUGCCAAUUCUGAAUAUUUUGUAUUUAAUUUUUAUCAUAGCCUUUCUUAACACAAAUUCUCUCUCACAUAAACCUUCUAACACGAGUUUAUUAAAGCUCAAAUUAAAGAUUUUUUUAUAAGUUGUUGCAAAACGGUGAUUCAUAUUAUCGAGGUCCGACUGUACUUAUUUCGAAUCGAUUCAAUAAAAAUGUUUACCUUGUUUUUGAUAUUCAAAUGAAGUUUAAAGGUAAUUCGCCAUUUUCUAUAAAUAGUUUGC